Molecule: messenger RNA, 1361 nt
Organism: Haplochromis burtoni (Burton's mouthbrooder)
Lineage: Eukaryota; Metazoa; Chordata; Actinopteri; Cichliformes; Cichlidae
Product: F-box/LRR-repeat protein 2
Exons: 7
Coding region: 159-728 (189 amino acids)
Biological process (GO): SCF-dependent proteasomal ubiquitin-dependent protein catabolic process
Cellular component (GO): SCF ubiquitin ligase complex
Molecular function (GO): protein binding
Source: RefSeq, a predicted model, not a curated record
UCGUCUUCUAUAGCCUAAAAUCUGUUGUAUUGAAUGGCUGUCAAGUCACUGAUGCCCCUCUGAAAGAACUUGUCCUGAAACACAAAGACAGCCUGCGCAGGUUGGAGGUGUUUGGCUGUCAGUUCCUUACUUCAUCCUGGCUACAGACAGUAUAUGAGAUGUGCUCCGGCCUUCAGUAUCUAAACAUCGGACGAGUGCCAAAAAUCACCGUAAACAGCCUCACUAGGUUGACAGCACGGCUCAAAAGCCUCAUUUCACUGAAUCUCACAGGACUACAGGUCACUCAUGCCAUAGUUGAUACUUUGCUCCGGAACUGCGUUGAACUUCAGAGUCUGUCCUUCAGUUCCUGUCCUGGAGUCACUGACCUGACACUGCAUAGCAUCAGCAAAUAUUCACCUUGUAUCAGAGCUGUUGAUGUGAGUGGCUGUAAAGCAGUAACAGAUGCAGGUGUUCAGUCUUUGGCUCUGGGCUGCACAAGACUUCAGCAGCUGGAUCUCAGCUCCACCAGCACCGGAAACAGAGGGGUUUCUCUGCUAGCAAAUUACUGCAACAGACAUCUUCAUACCAUCAAACUCAGUUUCUGCCACAUCACCGUAAAGACAAUACUGAAGCUUUGCCAACAUUGCAAGAGGCUGAAGGUGCUUCAUCUCUAUGGCUGUGCACAUCUACCCACUGAACACGAGAUCAAAGAAGUGAACAGCACCGUUAAUGUUUCCCCUUUGUCCUGACCCUGACAGUUAUAUCUCCACGAAAUAUUUAUUGAACAAAUCAAAGAGGGAAAUGUUGAUUUAGCCAAGUAGGUAGCAUUAUUAGUUUUAUUUUUCUAUGCUAUUACAUGAGCAACAGGCUAAAUGAGGUCUGCCAUGGUCUGAGGGACUAUUUUCAAGGAUGACUAAAAAGCAUUUAAUAUAUGUGCUUGACUGCAUGCGUUUAAAGAUUGUUAUCAGAUGUGCAGAAAUCUGAAGGGUGUAUCGUCUAAGCAUUAAAUAUUUUCUGUCAUUAUAUAACUUUGCGGGAAUUUUUUAAAAAGCUGCUUGUUUUUCUACUUUUAACUCAGGUUAAUGUUGUUAGGUAAAAACCCAUCUCAUCGUAUUUUACAACUUAAAAUUUAAAAAAAAAAAAACUGCUUUUGUUUGUAUGUGCCGCUGACUUUGUAGUGGUGUAGUGGGUUACUGCUACUUAGAGCAAAACUGUGAGCUUGUUUUUUUCAUCUGAAUUGAGUCAAAUAAACUAAAAACAGAAGCUAAGAAUACUAAGAUUUAAUAAACUGUUUAUAAAACAUGAAAUGGGGGCAAUGGGUUUAAUAAUAUGUCUGAUUAUAUUUUACAUUAAAAUGUAAAGAUUACAGUCUGGCUACAAAG